AUGAAAACACUUACGUGAAUGGCGUCCAUGGAGGCGGGCGCUUUGAGCUUUCUAUCGUGUGUAUCGAUAAUAUCCAGACAGACCUUGUAAGGGAACAAAAUGUCCUUUGUUCGAGUGCGUAGAACCCAUUCAGCUACAGGAAUUCCUCGUAAGAAGAGACCAGUUCGAAGAAAACCUGUUUGGGAUGACACUGUAAACGAUUUAACAACACUGAAAGCAACACCAGAUGAAAUCGUAUAUAGAAAAGUGUCUCACCAGUCAAAAUAUGCCCUGGCUACACGACUGCAAACACAGAAAGACCUACAACAGAAAAAGAAGAAGGCAGCAGAUCUGAGCAUUUCAAAUGCAGAAGCCAGACAACUUGCCAUUAUGAAGGAGGUUCUGUAUGACCAACAACAGUUUCAAAAUGCGAUAUCAAAGUCAGAUAAGAUGAUGGCGUCAGUGAAGGACAUGUUUGGUGAUGACCCUAGGAGAUUUGCUGGUUUUCCCAAUGUCACUGCGGCCCCAGACCCUGAUGGUGUCGACAGGACAGCUAGCCUUUACGCAGAUCACCCUGAUAUCAAAACACGCAUGGAGGCCCUUAGUCGGUCACUAAUGGAUGGUUCAGCACUCAAUGACUUUGAGACUGACUCAGAUGAUGAAGCAGUUGCUCCUGAGCCGAUUUCUUACCAACCUCAAAUGAAUAUGGAGCGGUUUGAGAAGUUCCUGGCCCACGAGGAGAAGAACAAUACUCUCAGCACUAUCAGUGGUCAGGCCCAGAUUAGUCAGCUGGCCCAGGGUCCUAUACAGAGUACACAGAUUCAGGACACGACCAGUCUACAGACCUCCUUAGGAAGUGCAUGUGAAACCCCAAAAAGGAACCCGAAUGAGUCUGUUUCAAUUCUGAAAACCCCAAGGUCUGCAAUCAAUGAUACAAAAAAGAUCAAGAGAACAAGAAAAAGAGUGACUCCUGCUAAAUCUCCACAACACAACAACACGUCAGCUUUCAACCUGACAGAUCUACGCAAGGUGUUGGAGAAUCUCCAGGAUGAAAUUGCCGGGUUUGAGAAACAGACAGGACAUCGUGCUCCAGCCGAAAAACACCGACAGGAAACCUUCUCUGGAUACACACUGUCACUCGUUGACUCUGUUACCAAACUCAGUCGAUAUCUCAAAGAGAACGAUCUGCGUCUGAAGGCAGAAACAAUAGUGAGGGAGCAGCUGAUGCAGGAUGUGUCCCAGUUAGCAGCGUUGAUAGAUGCUCUCACAUCGGAUAUCAUUCUAACUCAAGAUGAAUCAGCAAAGUUGAAAAAUGAAUUUAGCAAGUAUAAGCUGGAAACACAAAGUGAAAUACAACACCUCAAGACUGUGCUACGCAAGGCUGGUCUGAUGGAGGAGGAAGCUGUUUUAAGAACACCCCCAAGAGGAGUAGCCCCUCCCCAGCCAUCUAUUAUAGAUUCUGAUGAGGAUGCCAAACAGCCACAGGAGCUAUCAGCUAUUCCCAAUCACGUUCAGUCAGCUUCAGCAGCUGUUCUGUUAUCACCACCAGUCAGGAAGUCUUACCUACAGAAGGAUGAGGAACCAGCAGAUACCCAGCCUCACUCAGUUGGACAGCCAGUGCCUGUAAACCUUCCUGACUACAACUCGAGUUUCCCUGUAGGUGGUCCAAAAUUUAUGCAUGGACCAGUCAGUAGUGACCCCAGUCGGGCCAGUUCUGUGAAUAGUCAGAGUCACUCUGAGCCUAACCAGCUAUCAAAUGGUCCGGGCCUUCAACCCACAUCUGGUGUCAGUGUUACCACAUCGACAAUGCCUUAUAGUGUACACCAGGUGAACUCUGGUCCCAGCCAGGCCCAGUCUGAUCCCAUGGGUCCUCAGCAGUUUCAGGGGGCGCCAUGGUAUCCACAAUCACAAUUCUUACAGAGCCUUCCCCCUGGGAAUCCCCCACAAUCUAUGGCAUCCAGCCAAAAGCAGUCAUUGACUGGCAGCUCAAAACAAGGUUACAGCAUUGCACAUCCCUUAGCCUCAUACCCUGGAAGACAAGGCCCACCCAGCAUGCAGGGUCAACCAAACUUUGCCAACAAUGCUGCGAGGGUUGCCGUUCCACGUCCCAGUCCCCUGGUUCAGAGCAAUGUGGAAGUGUCCUUCCAUGACAGUGGCAGGCCAUCAGUACAGGUACCAGAACACUCAGCCAUACGGCCAGGGUUGGCACAAUCAAUGGGAGGUCAGCCAGGCAUGUUAUAUCCAGCGGGAGGCCAGUUUUCUCAGAGUGGAGGUAUAGGUGGGUCAGGCCUGUAUCAAAGUGUGUCCCAAGGUGGACGCCUUGAAGGUUCAGGCCAGGAUAAAGGACAACUUGCCCACACCAGCGGGCUGCCGGCCCCACCCUCCUACAACAGCAAGGAUAUACUGGCUGCUCAGAUCCUCGAGCUGAACAAGCAGCACGAGGAAGCUCAGGUACGCCUGCAAGUGUUGAUGCAGCAGCAGCAGAACCAGCACCAUGAACACCUAGACCAGCAUCAUAUAUUACAGGAGACGGACAGCGAGCUACGUGCUGCCAUAGUUCUCGGGCAACGCCAGCCACAACAGCAUGGUCUUCCUUCCCAUCCUGUUUCUCCUCCAAUUUCUCCGAUCUCUCAGAAGUCUGACAAAUACCUCGGCCUCCAGGGCUUGACACAACAGAACAACCUUGGUCCAACUUCUUCUAGAGGUAUCACAGUAUCUAUUCCCAGCAUGAGUUUGGACUCGACUAUUGAGAGCAGCCCGUCCCCAAAGAGAGCAUAAAAGUGUGUAGGGCACCGACUGUUGGGAUCCUGUGUACACUAGAGAAUAUACAGUUAAAAUGCAUCAGGAUUGACUUGGAAGCUCAUUUCUCAAUGUGUGAAUGGACUUUACUGGGACUGUGAUAUCUCUGAAAUAUUUAUUUAUUUUGCAUAUUUCAACAUAGCUAGGAUAAUGAUUAGCAAAUCUUGAUGUACUUGAAGUUGAGGAUUCCUAGGACUACAUAUACAAACAUUCACAUGCCUUAAAAAGUCAGGGUUCUUUGUUAUUUGAGUGUUUUCAUGUCUGUUUAUUUCAGGUUUCAGUUGUAUGUAGGAGUAAACCGUUCCAACAAAAUAAAUGUUCUUAAUUUUGCUGAUAAUAGGUAUAAAAUAACAAUAUUUUGAUUGUUUAUGUAAGAAUGCAUGUAAAAUCCAUCAUCUCAUUGUAGUUUGGGAUAAUUCUAGUUUUCACUUUUACUGACGAAAAAAUGUGGGAACAAUUUUGGGUACUGUGAUGUUAUAUAUAUUUUAAAAUUCAUUUACAUGUACAUUUUUGUUCUAAAUGUUUGAGUAUUUCAAAGGUUGAAUAGUGCUUACCAGCUGGUGUGCUAUAAGAUAAUUUAUUAUAGUACCAGGUACUUGAAAUAUGUAUUUUCAAGGUAUCUAUUUUUGCAUUAUGACUUGAACGGUAAUUAUAUAAGCAGCCGAUCGUGACUUAAACUAUCUUGCACAAAUACGGAAAAUGUUAUCUCUGUGCUAAACAUACGAUUUAAAGCAUUUUGAAGCACUUGAUUUAUAGAACUGCCAAAUGUAAAUGUAAUCCUUAACUUUCCACUUAGAAUUUUAGAGGAUAGCAUAUAGCAGUAUAUCUCUAAUUAAAGGGCAUGCCAUAUCUGUAUCGAUUUUUAGUUAUUUCAAAGUGUAUUGCAUUAUUAAAUUAUUCACUAUAGUGACUUUCCUUACCAAUAAAGAUAUCUCAUGUAUGACUCACACCACUGCAAACUUCAGUAAUGUAUAUAAUUAGUUUCAUAAAAGAUGAUGUACAACAUGAAAUGUUUGUUUAUAAAUACAUAUGUGGUUACUAUGUACCCACAAGGAAUACAUGACAGUGAAUUUAGUUUACUUUACUAUAAUAUACAUACUUGUUUUAUAUUGGGAAUUCAGGGUUAUUUGUACCAUGAAACAAUCUACAUAGCCUCAAACCACUGGAGAUAGUACCCACAAACAUUUCAUGUUAUACAGUAUCUCCCAAAUAUGAUUUACAUAGCAAAGUAAUUUUUGUUGAUGAAUUGAACGAUUGCCAAAUUGAAUGUAAUUACCUAUAGUCUAGAUUUAUUGUUAAUCUCCUGUCUUGUGCUAAUCUUGGACACAUCUUGGGUUACAUGAUCAGUACAGGUAUACUGUCCAUUCCUAUUGUUUAUUAAUUUGUUACAAACCUGGAUAAUUCUAAUGUAGUGAGUAAAAUCAUUUGAAACUGA
Molecule: messenger RNA, 4213 nt
Organism: Mizuhopecten yessoensis (Yesso scallop)
Lineage: Eukaryota; Metazoa; Mollusca; Bivalvia; Pectinida; Pectinidae
Product: spindle and centriole-associated protein 1-like
Exons: 18
Coding region: 100-2757 (885 amino acids)
Biological process (GO): metaphase chromosome alignment; mitotic spindle assembly; regulation of centriole replication
Cellular component (GO): spindle; centrosome; centriole
Source: RefSeq, a predicted model, not a curated record